AUGGGCGAAACAGAGGAUAUUUCGUUACCAAAAGCCACGGUGCAGAAAAUCAUAUCAGAAGUGCUUGAAAAUGAUUUGACGUUCAGCAAAGAAGCCCGUGAAAUCAUUAUCGAGUCUGGCAUCGAGUUUAUUAUGAUCCUGUCGUCAAUGGCGUCAGAAAUGGCCGAUAAAGAGGCCAAGAAAACAAUCGCCCCAGACCACGUCAUAAAAGCACUGGAAGAGCUCGAAUACCACGAGUUCAUACCGUUUCUGGAACAGAUCCUGGUUGAGCACAAGGAGACUCAGCGCAUCAAAGAGCGGCGUGACGCGAAAUUCAAGAAAUCAGGUCUGUCAGAAGAGGAACUGCUACGGCAGCAAGAAGAACUGUUCAGACAAUCUCGAUCCCGUUUUAAUCAGACAACAUCUGCAGCUGACGACAGUCCCGUGUCGGAAUCACCGCCUGUCGAAGAAAUUAUUAAGAGCGAGGAGAACUAA
Messenger RNA from Lachancea mirantina, 474 nucleotides. Lineage: Eukaryota; Fungi; Ascomycota; Saccharomycetes; Saccharomycetales; Saccharomycetaceae. The record is from the annotation of a GenBank genome assembly.